This is a messenger RNA of Lactuca saligna, 1683 nucleotides long. Lineage: Eukaryota; Viridiplantae; Streptophyta; Magnoliopsida; Asterales; Asteraceae. The record is from the annotation of a GenBank genome assembly.
AUGCACUCGGACCAUUCCCCUUCCAUUCUCAAGCAGUGCAUAGCUAUCCUGCAUUCCCGUGCCACUUCAAUCCACAAACUCAAACAAAUUCAUGCCUUUUCAAUCAAACAUGGCGUCUCUCUCAACAACCCAGAUAUGGGCAAACAUCUGCUGUUCAGUCUCAUCUCCCUCUCCGCACCUAUGUCCUACGCCCACAAAAUCUUCAAGCAAAUCGAUAACCCAAACAUCUUCACUUGGAACACAAUGAUUAGAGGCUACGCCGAGAGCCAAAACCCAAAACCAGCCAUGGAUAUACACCGCAGCAUGCGGUCGUUUGCUGUCGAACCCGACACGCAUACGUACCCAUUUCUUCUUAAAGCCAUCGCCAGGUUAAUCUCUGUCAAAGAGGGUGAAGAGGUGCACUCCAUCGCAACUAAAAACGGGUUCGGAUCAUUGGUGUUUGUCCAAAACGGUUUGGUUCAUAUGUAUGCUGUAUGCGGACGUGCUGAAAGCGCACACAAACUGUUCGAGGAAAUGUCUGAAAGAAACCUCGUAACUUGGAACUCUGUAAUCAAUGGAUUUGUUCUCAACGGGAGGCCUAACGAGACUUUAACUCUUUACAGAGACAUGGUUGACGAACAGGUGGAGCCAGAUGGUUUCACUUUGGUUAGCCUACUCACUGCAUGUGCAGAACUCGGUGCCUUAGCAUUAGGCAAGAGGGUUCAUGUCUACAUGUCCAAAGUCGGGUUAGCUGAGAAUCCCCAUGCUGCAAACGCCCUUUUGGAUCUUUACUCAAAAACAGGAAACAUCAAAGAAGCACAUAAGGUGUUUGAUGAAAUGAAGGACAAGAGUGUAGUCUCAUGGACUACACUCAUAGUUGGCUUAGCCAUGAACGGAUUUGGUGUACUCUACGCUUGUAGCCACUGUGGAUUGGUUGAUGAAGGGUUCAAUUAUUUCAAAAGAAUGAAAGAAGAGUACAAGAUUGAGCCAAGAAUCGAACACCAUGGAUGCAUGGUUGACUUAUUAGGAAGAUCAGGCCAUGUACAACAAGCUUAUGAUUACAUCAUCAACAUGCCAUUACAACCAAACGCAGUCAUCUGGAGAACCUUAUUAGGAGCUUGCACAAUCCAUGGACAUACAGGUAUAGCUGAGUUUGCAAGAGCUAAACUCAUAGAACUUGAACCUAACCACAGUGGUGACUAUGUGUUACUCUCAAAUCUCUAUGCUUCUGAGAGAAGAUGGUCUGACGUGUCAAAAGUGAGAGAAAAGAUGUUAGCAAAUGGGGUUCAAAAGUCACCCGGGCAUAGUUUAGUUGAGUUGGGAAAUAGGGUUUAUCAAUUUGUGAUGGGGGAAACAUCAAAUCCACAAAAUGAAGAAAUCUACAUUAAAUUGAAUGAGAUGACAAGAUUAUUGAGGCUAGAGGGAUAUGUGCCUCAUGUUGUGAAUGUGCUUGCGGAUAUUGAAGAGGAAGAAAAGGAGACUGCUUUAUCGUAUCAUAGUGAGAAGAUUGCUAUUGCGUUUAUGCUUAUUAAUACGCCUAAUGGGAUGCCUAUUAGGGUUGUGAAGAAUUUAAGGGUUUGUGCAGAUUGUCAUCUUGCUAUUAAACUUGUUUCAAAGGUUUAUGGAAGGGAGAUUGUGGUGAGGGAUAGAAGUCGGUUUCAUCAUUUUAAGGAUGGGUUUUGUUCAUGCAAAGAUUAUUGGUAG